Racocetra persica is the source of this 267-nucleotide messenger RNA. NCBI's taxonomy places the organism in Eukaryota, Fungi, Glomeromycota, Glomeromycetes, Diversisporales, Gigasporaceae. The record is from the annotation of a GenBank genome assembly.
AUGACCAGAUGUUGGGAUGCAGAUCCAUUAAAACGACCAUCUAGUACUGAAUUAUUGAGUAUAAUUACCGCAUGGAACAAUCGUUCCAGAAAUGAAAAUCAAUUUAAUUCUGCUGACAGAAAAGUUCGAGGACUUAAGAAACGUCGACAUCCUAAGAAAAAACAACAAUCGAUUUAUACAUCUAAACUUAUUGAUUUUUCAAAAUUAAAGCAUCAAGAUGCCAAAUAUGAAUCUACUGAAUAUAAAUUCGAUAAAGAAGGUCUUUUA